GAUCGCCAUGGCAGCCGUCCAUGGCUACCUGUGCGUCUCCUUGGCCGUCGUCUUGUUCACUCUGGUGCUCCACAAGCUCGCGAGGAACAGGAACGGCAGUGGAUCCGGCCAACUGAGGCUUCCGCCGGGGCCAUGGCAGCUGCCGGUCAUCGGCAACCUCCACCAGCUGAUGGUGCACGGCCCGCUCGUCUACCGCACCAUGGCGAGCAUGGCUCGCCGGCUGGACGCGCCGCUCAUGUCGCUCAGGCUCGGCGAGGUGCCCGUCGUCGUCGCCUCGUCGGCCGACGCCGCCAGGGAGAUCACCAAGACGCACGACGUGAGGUUCGCGACGCGGCCGUGGAGCGCCACCAUCCGCGUCCUGAUGAGGGACGGCGCCGGGCUGGUGUUCGCGCCCUACGGCGCUCUGUGGCGGCAGCUCCGCAAGAUGGCCAUCCUCGAGCUGCUCAGCGCCCGCCGCGUCCAGUCGUUCCGCCACGUCCGGGAGGACGAGGCGCGCCGCCUCGUCGCCGCCGUGGCCGCGGAGCGGCGCCCCGGCGAGGCCGUGAACGUCAGCGAGCGGAUCGCCGUGUUCGUCGCCGACUCGUCGGUGCGCAUGAUCAUGGGCGACCGGUUCAAGAAGCGGGACGAAUUCCUGGAGAGCCUCGCCGAGGGGAUCAGGAUCUCCUCCGGGUUCAACCUCGGCGACCUGUUCCCGUCGUCGAGGCUGGCCAGCUUCGUCAGCGGCACGACGCGUCAGGCGGAGGCGAACCAUCGCCGGAGCUUCGAGUUGAUAGAUUGCGCUCUGAGGCAGCACGAGGAGCGGAGGGCGGCAGCUGCCGGCGCCGGUGCUGUGGACGACGAGGACCUCAUUGAUGUGCUUCUCAGAAUUCAGAAGGAAGUGGGGCUCGAAGUACCUCUCACCAUGGGUAACAUCAAAGCCGUCAUUCUUGAUCUUUUUGGUGCUGGAAGUGAGACAUCAGCGAAUACCCUCCAAUGGGUGAUGUCCGAGCUCAUCAUGAAUCCAUCGGUGAUGUUGAAGGCACAAGCUGAACUACAUGACACCCUCCAAGGAAAGCCAAUUGUGACAGAAGAUGACUUGGCUGGAUUGAAGUACUUGAAGCUAAUUAUUAAGGAGACCUUACGGCUGCAUCCGGUUGUGCCAUUGCUUGUUCCGAGAGAAUGCCAGGAGACAUGUAAGGUCAUGGGGUUUGACAUCCCCGUUGGUACUACUGUGCUCGUAAACGUAUGGGCAAUCAGUAGAGACCCUAAGUAUUGGGAAGAUCCUAAAAUGUUCAGGCCAGAGCGAUUUGAAAAUAUCCAUAUAAACUUCAAAGGAACAGACUUUGAAUUUAUACCAUUUGGUGCGGGACGAAGGAUGUGCCCUGGCAUAACAUUUGCCGAAGCAAGCAUGGAGCUUGCUCUGGCGUCGCUACUCUAUCACUUUGACUGGGAGCUCCCCAGUGGUUUCUAUUCAACCAAGCUGAACAUGGUGGAGAAGAUGGGUGGUACUGUCCGAAGAAAGAACGAUCUUUAUCUUGUUCCAACUGUUCGUAUGCCUCCGUCGGCUGCUCCGUAGUUAUUCUCACCUAGCUUUACUCUUUGAUGAAAUUCCUACCCUUAAUUGCAAGUAAUUAAGAACUUGCCUACUUGUCUGGAAUUAGAAUAAGAAACCCCUCAUUUC
Molecule: messenger RNA, 1660 nt
Organism: Oryza brachyantha (malo sina)
Lineage: Eukaryota; Viridiplantae; Streptophyta; Magnoliopsida; Poales; Poaceae
Product: zealexin A1 synthase-like
Exons: 2
Coding region: 8-1555 (515 amino acids)
Molecular function (GO): oxidoreductase activity, acting on paired donors, with incorporation or reduction of molecular oxygen; iron ion binding; monooxygenase activity
Source: RefSeq, a predicted model, not a curated record